Arachis ipaensis is the source of this 2341-nucleotide messenger RNA. The record is from RefSeq and is a predicted model, not a curated record. Lineage: Eukaryota; Viridiplantae; Streptophyta; Magnoliopsida; Fabales; Fabaceae.
UCUAGACCAAGCAAAAGCAGUUCGGGUUUUUAAACAAUUCCUCUCAUGUUUGCUCCCACGUAAUGUUUCAUUGGCGCCAAAACAAAACCCUCUCCUCCCUAAUCCAGUUGGAUGGGACAGACUGAAUGACACGACCUGCUGCGAUCUGAAAGGCAUCUCGGGAGAAGGGUUCAACGAAAAGACCAAACUGGACACCCUUUCAUGAAUGCCGGUACACAUGCAUGAAAUCCCUAGGACAUAGUGACAUGCAUUCCUUCCGCCAUUUAAGGAAGUCAUUAUGGGCAAAUCGGUCAAACCACUGAAGUUGUGUUAGGCAUAGCCAGGCACGGGUGGGAAUUGUUGUCACAAGUCCUGAAAUGUGGUUGGUCACUACUCCACUUGCAAUAGACAGCAAGGUAAAGAAUCUUGCAUAACCACAGGUCACGUUCUAAGUCGUGGGGACUGUGGAAUCGCACGCGGGAAUCUACUGAUGCUAGUAGACAAUGACCACCAUGUUGGAGAGGCUCCCACCCCCAUGAUAGCCUUCUGAGAGACGAAACGGCCCUGUCCUUCUGCCAGCAACUCGUCGGUGAUUGUGCCACGUGCCUUUCGACAACAUGUGAGUAGUUUAUUGAUGAGAUUCGUGAAACCUUUUUUACUGCACAUUUUUUUUACGAACGUCGUGUCUUUUCCGUGCCCUUGCUCACGUUUUGGCGUAUCUAUGGAUACCGAAGUGAGAUUCCUGACAGUAGCGCUUUCUCCUUGGCAAAUACUUCACGUUAGUGUUUGGGGGCGCUGGAUGGGGGUUCAUGCAGGAGGUGAAGUUGCUGUCCUUUUUUGUUUAGUCCUUUAACCGCCCGUGAGUAGGUUUUGUUGGGCUUUUUGCGGGGCUCCGAUGCCUUGUGUGAGUACAGUAAUUGGCAGGGUAAAGGUGGGCCUAGUCCAUGACAGUCGCAACGUUGAAAGGGAAAAAAUAUUUUGCUGCGAUGUUAACGGAACCGAAGAAAGAAAACUGGGGGGAUUUAUCUUGUUUGGACUAAAGAAAGAAAAAAGAGUUUGAGGUCCAAUUGCAACUGGUUUAUCUUUAGUUUUGUGUAUGGGCCCAUGUCUUGGAUAGACUGGAUGCGUCCGGCCGUAAAUAUUUUGAAAGGGGGUUGGUUUCCGGCCCUAAAUGUGUUUGGGCGGGUUGACCAGUCCCUUCCUUCAAUUUCAGGUUGAUCUUACCACCGAUGACCAGACGGAGAAGAUCCCAUGGUAAAUUCAUGCAAAUCAUGAAUUUGAGACUGGCGUCCUAUCUGCCAGGCGAAGGAGCGUUCUCGCAGGCAAGGAACCUGCUGCUGUCGUUAACAUAGGCAAACUAGUGAGUAUGACAGUGCAGGACAUUCCAAAGUCUAUGAACCUGGUGUUCCGCCCGACCGAUGACAUGAAUCUGUCCGGAGUGGAGUUGGUCGUCGCGACGUAUAUCUUCAUGCGACAUCUUCCGGAGAGCGAGAUUCUUAUAGACAUCGGGGACUGCUAUGCCACUCGGGGAGCGCUCAUGACUCUGGCACCGAAGAUGGAGGUUGUGGACGAUGUGCUGAACACGGUGGUCUGCAUGCUCACACUAGCAUCGAAUACAAAUGCUUGGUUCCUGCCAAUGACAAUCAUGCAAGCUGCAGUCGGCGGACGGUCUCUCACUUCAGCUAACAUAAGGUCCAUACGUAACAACUACAUGCGCAGUAAGGUCGACCAGGUGACCCGGGUGUAUCAGCCCAUGUGGUGUGACCAACACUGGUACCUAAUGAUAAUCGACGUCCGUGAGCAGAAGCUGAUCUACGUAGACUCACUUAGAGACCCACGUGAAGCGGACGCAAGGAAAACGGCCAUGAUGCGCGUCGCACUUUACCUGGAGGGAAUGACACUGGGAAAUUCGUGGCUCUCCGGUGACGGGGCGAUGCGUCCCCGGUUCUUUGCGUUUAAAUAUGAAGAGCCUGAUGUGCCUCAGCAGGUAGCAGACUCCAUGGACUGUGGCAUCUGGGUAGCACAAUGGAUGAUACGAGCGCACAUGUGGCAAGACUACGGGGUGCAGCAUGUCAACGCUGCCACUCGGAUGCGCUUAGCAGUAGACUUGGUGAUGAAGUCUCACAACCAACUUGCACAGGACUCCGUAUCCGAAGCAUUCGCACACUGGCAGACGGAAACUGCGUAGACUAAGCGUGCCCUUUCCAAGGCCAAGUCGCGAUGGUAAAUAUUUGUUACUCGGUAACGUGUGGGCAGUUAUUUUUUGGAUCGCCCAUCUGUAUUGGUUACCAUGGGGCAAUUAUUUUUUGUACAGAUCAAUUGUUUAGGAACUUUCGGGACAUUUGAUUUUUUGAUAGCACUU